AUGGCGGCGGCGGCGGCGGCGGCGGCGGCGGGGAGCGCCAGGAGCGUCAGCAGCGGCAGCAGCGGCGGCGGCGGCGGCGGCAGCAGCAGCAGCGACACGUCCAGCACCGGCGAGGAGGAGAGGAUGCGGCGCCUCUUCCAGACGUGCGACGGCGACGGCGACGGCUACAUUAGCAGAAACGACUUGUUGAUGGUCUGUCGCCAAUUGAAUAUGGAAGAGUCUGUGGCUGAGAUCAUGAACCAACUGGGCGCUGAUGAAAAUGGGAAGAUUUCCUUUCAGGAUUUUACAAGGUGCCGCAUGCAGCUCGUCAGAGAAAUUAGGAAGGAGGAAGUAGGCCUUUCUGAGAAGUCAGACAAUUCCUGUAAAAAGAAGAAGCUGAGGGACAGAAUUGCUUCCUGGCCCACGAGCAGUGACAACAGUUUGGGUGCCUUAUCAGCGGCCAGGGAAAGCUGGGAAUACGACUCGGGAGCCAGGGACCUCCAGAGCCCGGACUUGCAGAGUCAGUCAGCCCUACAGAAGCUUCUUGAGUAUGGGGGAAGCUCUUUGCAGCAGCAGGCUGCUCUCCACAAGCUGCUCACACAGUCCCCGCGUUUUGGCAACUCUGUAGGAGGAAGCUAUCUAGAGCUGGCCAACACGCUUCACUUGGCAGCCCUGGCAUCACUCAAGGGAGAUAUAGUGGAGCUUAAUAAACGUCUGCAGCAAACGGAGCGGGAACGGGACCUUCUGGAAAAGAAAUUGGCCAAGGCACAGUGUGAGCAGUCCCACCUCAUGAGAGAGCAUGAGGACGUCCAGGAGCGAACGACGCUUCGGUACGAGGAACGCAUCACCGAACUGCACAGCAUCAUCGCUGAGCUCAAUAAGAAGAUAGACCGUUUGCAAGGCACCACCAUCAGGGAGGAGGAUGAGUACUCAGAACUGCGAUCAGAACUCAGCCAGAGCCAGCACGAGGUCAACGAGGACUCCCGCAGCGUGGACCAAGACCAGACCUCUGUCUCCAUCCCUGAAAACCAGUCCACCAUGGUCACUGCGGACGUGGAUAACUGCAGCGACCUGAACUCGGAGCUGCAGAGGGUGCUGACGGGGCUGGAGAACGUGGUCUGCUGCAGGAAGAAGAGUAGCUGCAGCCUCUCGGUGGCAGAGGUGGACAGACACAUCGAGCAGCUCACCACUGCCAGCGAGCACUGUGACCUGGCUAUUAAGACAGUGGAGGAGAUCGAAGGGGUCCUUGGCCGGGACCUGUAUCCCAACCUUGCUGAAGAGCGGUCUCGAUGGGAGAAGGAGCUGGCUGGGCUGAGGGAAGAGAACGAGAGCCUGACUGCCAUGCUGUGCAGCAAAGAGGAGGAGCUGAACAGGACCAAGGCCACCAUGAACGCCAUCCGGGAAGAGCGGGACCGGCUGCGGAGGAGGGUUCGAGAGCUUCAAACUAGACUGCAGAGCGUGCAGGCCACAGGGCCCUCCAGCCCUGGCCGCCUCACUUCCGCCAAUCGCCCUGUUAACCCCAGCACCGGAGAGCUCAGCACAAGCAGCAGCAGCAACGACGUCCCCAUCGCCAAGAUUGCUGAGAGAGUGAAGCUAUCAAAGACCAGGUCCGAAUCUUCAUCGUCAGAUCGGCCAGUCCUGGGCUCAGAAAUCAGCAGCAUAGGGGUAUCCAGCAGUGUGGCGGAGCAUCUGGCCCACUCUCUUCAGGACUGCUCCAACAUCCAAGAGAUCUUCCAGACACUCUACUCCCAUGGAUCUGCCAUCUCGGAAAGCAAAAUUAGGGAGUUUGAGGUGGAAACGGAACGGUUGAAUAGCCGUAUCGAACACCUCAAAUCCCAAAAUGACCUUCUGACCAUAACCCUGGAAGAAUGCAAAAGCAAUGCUGAGAGAAUGAGCAUGCUGGUGGGGAAAUACGAAUCCAAUGCCACCGCGCUGAGGCUGGCCCUACAGUACAGUGAGCAGUGCAUUGAAGCCUAUGAACUCCUCCUGGCGCUGGCCGAGAGCGAGCAGAGCCUCAUCCUGGGGCAGUUCCGCGCGGCUGGUGUGGGGUCGUCUCCUGGAGACCCGUCAGGGGAUGAAAACAUCACUCAGAUGCUCAAGCGAGCUCACGACUGCCGGAAGACAGCCGAGAACGCCGCCAAGGCCCUGCUCAUGAAGCUGGACGGCAGCUGCGGGGGUGCCUUUGCUGUAGCCGGCUGCAGUGUGCAGCCUUGGGAGAGCCUUUCUUCUAACAGCCACACCAGCACAACCAGCUCCACAGCCAGUAGCUGCGACACGGAGUUCACUAAGGAAGACGAACAGAGGCUGAAGGAUUAUAUCCAGCAGCUCAGGAAUGACAGGGCCGCGGUCAAGCUGACCAUGCUGGAGCUGGAAAGCAUCCACAUCGAUCCCCUCAGCUACGACGUCAAGCCCCGGGGAGACAGCCAGCGGCUGGACCUCGAAAACGCGGUGCUGAUGCAGGAGCUGAUGGCCAUGAAGGAGGAGAUGGCGGAGUUGAAGGCCCAGCUCUACCUCCUGGAGAAGGAGAAGAAGGCCCUGGAGCUGAAGCUGAGCACGCGGGAGGCCCAGGAGCAGGCCUACCUGGUGCACAUCGAGCACCUGAAGUCCGAGGUGGAGGAGCAGAAAGAGCAGCGCACGCGGUCCCUCAGCUCCACCAGCAGCGGCGGCGGCGGCAAGGACAAGGCCGGCAAGGAGUGUGCGGACGCUGCCUCCCCAGCUCUGUCUCUGGCUGAACUGAGGACGGCGUGCAGCGACAGCGAGCUGGCCGCGGAGUUCGCCAACGCCAUCCGUCGAGAAAAGAAGUUAAAGGCCAGAGUUCAAGAGUUGGUGAGUGCCUUGGAAAGACUCACCAAGAGCAGUGAAAUCCGACACCAGCAAUCAGCGGAGUUCGUUAAUGACCUGAAGCGAGCCAACAGCAACCUGGUGGCUGCCUAUGAGAAAGCAAAGAAGAAGCAUCAAAACAAACUGAAGAAGCUGGAGUCUCAGAUGAUGGCCAUGGUGGAGAGACAUGAGACCCAAGUGAGGAUGCUCAAGCAAAGAAUAGCUCUGCUGGAGGAGGAGAACUCAAGGCCUCACACCAAUGAAACUUCACUUUAAUCGGCACUCAGGCUCCACAGUUCUGUCCGUGGAGGCUGAAGUCUAGCAGGUCACUGAGGAGAGAGGGGCCCCAGAGGACAGAGUAACCUGUUGGGAGAAGGAGAGAAGGGAAGGUUGGCAGGUAGGUCAGCACUUGGACAAUGGAGUGCCCUGGACUCAGCCCUGGGGCGAGUGGCCCUGGGACGCGGUGUAGACUGUAUCCAGAGGAUCCUGCGCCUCCCUCCUGGGCUGUGGACGGCGUGGGAACCCCUGCCGUGUGUGCCGGCUCCGCAGGUCUUGCUUCUGCUUUCAGCACUGGCUCUAUCACUCUCCCACCUUUCUGUUCUGGAACUUGUGCAUUGGUGGUAUAAUCCAGGCAUCAUCUGUUCAAGAUUUUCCAUUCUUUUUUUCUCUUUUUGGUAGACAGCAACCUUAUCUCUGACAUCCCUAAUUUCUCCUCCUUCCUUCUCCUUC
This is a messenger RNA of Eubalaena glacialis (North Atlantic right whale), 3528 nucleotides long. It is a transcript of the gene MCC, whose product is annotated as MCC regulator of WNT signaling pathway. Gene Ontology annotation, molecular function: calcium ion binding. Lineage: Eukaryota; Metazoa; Chordata; Mammalia; Artiodactyla; Balaenidae. Gene Ontology annotation, biological process: negative regulation of canonical Wnt signaling pathway. The transcript is spliced from 19 exons. Bases 1 to 3075 code for a protein of 1024 amino acids. The record is from RefSeq and is a predicted model, not a curated record. Gene Ontology annotation, cellular component: cytoplasm.